AUUCCACUUCCCACUUCCCACUUCCCCAGUUGUAUCCCAUCCAGCAUGAGCAUGCCGCAGACCCCGGCCCUGAAGGCGGGGCACUUCCAGACCCACGAGAUCCCCGCAUCCUCCACCAUCGUCAUCCGCGACGUCCUCUACGGCGACCACACCAUCAUCGAGCCAGUGCUAGUCGAGCUGCUCCAAUCCCCCGACCUGCAGCGACUGAUCGGAAUCGGCCAGCACGGGGUAACCGGACACCUCGGCCUCCUCCCCCGGGACGUCAAAAUCACGCGAUUCGAGCACUCGGUCGGAGCAUUCCUCCUCGUGCGCAUCGUGGGCGCCAGCAUCGAGGAACAAGUCACCGCGCUGCUGCACGACAUCAGCCAUACGGUGCUCAGCCAUGUAGUCGACUGGGCACUCUCCCAGCCCGGAGAAGACAGCUACCACGAAGUGCACAAAGCGCGAUACCUCGCGACCACUUCGAUCGCAGCCAUCCUCACCAAACACAGCAUCUCGCACACCGUCCUGGACGAGGAGCAGUACCCACUCGUCGAGAAGCCCGCGCCGCAUCUCUGCGCCGACCGACUGGACUACUCCCUCCGCGACGCGGUCGCGCUCGGCCUCAUGUCGCAGGACGAUGCGCACCGCGUCGUGGCGUCGCUGAAGGCGUUUCCCGACCCGUCGUCGCCGCGUCGUCUGCUCGUGCUGGAUGAUCCCGCGCUGGCGCUGGUGCUGGCGCAGGCGUACCAGGCGACGGACCGCGAUGUGUGGUCCAAUCCGGCGCAUGUGGAUAUGUACAAGAGGACGGGACAGUUGAUUGGGGAUCUUGUCCGCGGGGGACGGAUCAGCGAGGAUGCGCUGUGGUCCAUGUCCGACGAGGAGUUCUGGGAGCUCCUCAAGGAUGUUGCGGACCCGGAGGGCGCGGAGACGCUCCAGCGGUUCGAGACGGAUGGGCUGCUGCAGGAGCAUGGUCUACGUCUGCAUAAAGGUGCCAAAGUGCGGACCAUCGACCCUGAUGUCUCUGUGUCUGGGGGUGAGCCUGCAGCGCUGUCGGUGGUCGAUCCGGGCUGGGGCGUGGAGCGACAGGACUACAUUCGCGCGCGGGAGGCUACGAGGGAGGCCUACACCCAGACCGACCUGCAGGGCGUCCUGCCCCUCAUCGCCCGUGGCAAGGUGCGCGACCUGUACGAGAUCGACGACAAAACCCUCCUGUUCGUCGCGACUGAUCGCAUCUCCGCCUAUGAUGUGAUUAUGGAGAAUGGCAUCCCCAACAAAGGCAUCCUCCUCACGCUAUGCACGGAGAAAUGGUUCUCGAUCCUCACGGCCGCGCUCCCCAGCCUGCGCACGCAUUUCCUGACCCUCGACCUGCCGGCGCAAAUCCCCGCGUCUCUGCGGCCCGUCCUGCAGAACCGCAGCAUGCAGGUGCGGAAGCUGACCAUCCUGCCCAUCGAGGCGAUCGUGCGCGGCUAUAUCACGGGCUCGGCGUGGAAGGAGUACCAGACCUCGGGUACGGUGCACGGCAUCCCCGUCGAGAAGGGCUUGCAGGAGAGUCAAGCGUUCCCCGGCGGGCCCAUCUAUACCCCCAGUACGAAGGCGGAGUUGGGCGAGCAUGAUGAGAAUAUUCAUCCCGAUAAGGCCAUCGAAAUCAUCGGCCCCAAACACGCGGCGACCAUCGCGGCGCUCUCUCUCCAGCUCUACAAGACGGCGCACGAGUACGCGCUGACCCGGGGUGUGAUCAUCGCGGACACCAAGUUCGAGUUCGGGGUGGACGAGACGACGGGCGAGGUGGUCCUAGCGGACGAGGUGCUGACGCCGGACUCGUCGCGGUUCUGGCCGAAGGACUCGUACGCCGUGGGACGCGGACAGGCCAGCUUCGACAAGCAGUUUCUGCGCGAUUGGCUGGUGCAGGAGGGGCUCAAGGGGAAGGAGGGCGUGCGGAUGAGUGAGGAGAUUGCGCUCAAGACGAGCGAGAAGUAUAAGGAGGCGUGGGAGAGGAUUACGGGGGGAAAUAACUAGGAUGGACUAGGAUGGACUAGGACUAGGAUGGACUGGGUUGUGUAUACUCAUACGUGUGACACAAGUACCUAUCUCUAUCUGCGUAUUUAUCUAUUUCUCCAAGUCCGUUAUAGUAAAAAAGAAUACCAACAAACCCCGAAUAUACAAAC
Molecule: messenger RNA, 2147 nt
Organism: Aspergillus heteromorphus CBS 117.55
Lineage: Eukaryota; Fungi; Ascomycota; Eurotiomycetes; Eurotiales; Aspergillaceae
Product: phosphoribosylaminoimidazolesuccinocarboxamide synthase
Exons: 4
Coding region: 46-1998 (650 amino acids)
Biological process (GO): 'de novo' IMP biosynthetic process
Cellular component (GO): cytoplasm
Molecular function (GO): phosphoribosylaminoimidazolesuccinocarboxamide synthase activity
Source: RefSeq, a predicted model, not a curated record